Messenger RNA from Penicillium maclennaniae, 1539 nucleotides. RefSeq names its product F-box protein. NCBI's taxonomy places the organism in Eukaryota, Fungi, Ascomycota, Eurotiomycetes, Eurotiales, Aspergillaceae. The record is from RefSeq and is a predicted model, not a curated record. Bases 1 to 1539 code for a protein of 512 amino acids. The transcript is spliced from 4 exons. Gene Ontology annotation, molecular function: protein binding.
AUGGCGCUCUCUCUGCCUCCCGAAAUCCUCGACCACAUCUUCUCUUACCUAACAUCCGAGUGGCAGGAAGAAUCCCUGGCUUCAGCUGGAUUGUUCAAUGUACAACAAUUCAAGUGGCAUAUUUACGCAAGUGUCUGCAGACAAUGGCAAGCUUUUGUGGAGCGAAAAAAUUUCAUGGACAUACAUCUCACCCCUGCACGGCUCCCGGAAUUUUGCCGAAUAUUCGGUCUUUUGAGCCCUGGGCCCUCAAGUUUGUCCAAAUAUCGACGCCGCCUACUCAACAGUCUGACUUAUAAGGUGGUGCUUCCAGAGUAUGAUGUGGAGGCCUGUGCGCGAGUUGAGAGCAAAACAGAUCGGGACCAAAAUAGCCAGAUCUUCACGGACGGCGUAAAAGCCCUCUGGGAAGUUCUAAGCACAUGGCCUGAGAACAAUCAGCGUCCGCUCUCCUUGAAUUUAUGUGCUCAAUCCCCUAGCGAUCAUCUAGCACGGCAUGAUAGCGAUGCAAUGCUCGCUCGAUUUCGAAAAAGAUUCGAGACUGGGGACAUACUUGGCGACAGAUACGAAAAUUCCUUCCUGGAACUGAAGGAGGACCUGAGACGACCGAUCAAAAUCAUCGAUGAAUUUAUCAUCGAAACAAUCAUCUAUCGGCAGAUCACCCCAGUUGCUGCAUUCCAUAUCAUAUCUCGCCUACCUCGACUGAAAACAGUCAAUCUUCAGAUCAAUGAUCCUGAGUUGAACGGUGACAAGGAAGAGGCAUUCCGAGAUCGGCUACGUCAGGAGUUCUCUGAGAGCAUUCCCGACCUGCCUCAAUCCGUGGAGACCUUUAGGCUUGACUACGCUGCGAUGCCCCUCUACGAGAAACGCCCCGCGUUGCAGAGCCAGCAGCUGGUGUACCUUGAAUUGCUGAAUAUCAUGAUUAGUCCAGAGCUUUUUUGGUCAGCUGGUAGUACAACAAUCUGGCCCAAGCUGGAGACUUUCCAUUUGUCUUUCGCAAGUGCUACUUGUUCGGGAGAAUGGCUGCUCGAAAAAGACCCAAGAUGGCGAACCCAGAUGGUCAAUCCAUUCACUGGUGAAAUCGAACCAGAUGACGUUCCGCCCCCCGAUUACAUGCUCCCUGAUGUGUUCCGCAUCAAGCCCACUAAAGCUAUCAAUACAUUGUAUGUUGCUGCUGGGCAGGCUGCGCGGCGUAUGCCUCAACUCAAGUCGAUGAAGGUCGUGUCUCUUGCCUUUACAGUGGAGGAGAACGGCCUGGAAUACCUUUUCGACGAGACGGCCGAACACUGGCUUCACUAUCAACGGUCUGAAGGCAAGGCCACAUGGAUUAGUACCAGUGAAUUCCAUCCCUCAAAUGAAGUCCGUGAGACCUGGAAUGAGGUAGCAAAGAGCCAUGGGCAUUGCGGGGCUACCAUUGAGAACUUGGGUUUCCACGGCAGAGCACCUCAUUGGGAAGAUGACCCUCGGGAUUUUGAUGAAUCCUACAGGGAACAAGAACAGUGCUUUUCAUGGGAUAAUUACCAGGAGGAUGAUCAUCAAGAGUAG